This is a messenger RNA of Ectocarpus siliculosus, 1002 nucleotides long. Lineage: Eukaryota; Phaeophyceae; Ectocarpales; Ectocarpaceae. The record is from the annotation of a GenBank genome assembly.
AUGGCAGAAGUUUCGCGGGUGCUCUCCCUGCUGAGGGAAGAGACCUCCAUUGCUGACGAGGUGCUCGGUGCCCUCGCUAGAUGUCAAAGCGGGACCAAACUCGACGCAAACGCGCGGGCGGCGAUACGAAAAGCCCUGGUUCUUCUGAAUGGGAAGGAGGCAAAGCUGACCAAGGCUAGCGAAGCACUACGCGAGCAUCAACAGCUGCACGCGGAGGUUGAGUCCCUCCGGCAAGAAGUGAGGUACGGGGAGCAGCAAGUUCAAGACUGCGCCCGAAAGCUCACGGAGGCCGAUGCAGCGCUUCGAGGACCUCUGAGGGACGCCAAGCGCUUGCUGGAGGCAGGCCGAAAAGCGGAAGCUGCGGAGAUCGACGUCAGAGACAUCGUAGACUAUGCUCAACGCAUCAGCGGCAUCACCUCCGCCCCGGCGUACUGGAAGCCUGGGAUGGCGAUGGUGGGAUUCGCACCUCCCGCGCCACGGCCGGAGAUGAUGCGCGCCGGAGCUCUCAGCGCAUUUGCCGUCUCUCCAGGCACCUCCUCGCUGUCGCUCCCCGAGCUCUUGACGCUAGCGCGCGACCUGGACAGGCCCCCAGAUCAAACGGGCGCCGCCGGGGCCGCUGGGGGCCCCGCGGGCGGCAGUGGAGCUGCGGGAAGCGAUAGUACUAGCAGUAGCAAUAGCAGCAGCCCAUCUGGCGACGGCCGAAAUCGAAAGGACGAGCCGGGCAGUACAGGUGGCGGGGAAGGGUCGCCGAAGAGAAGAGGGGUGAAGCGGCCGGCGGGGGCGGGCGAGGAUAGUGGCGGUAGUCCCGAUGGCGGCGGCGGCGGCGGCGGCGGCGGCGGCGGCAGCAGCGGGAAGGGGAAGUCGUCGAAGGCGUCGGCGUCGGCGUCGGGGGGGAGCUUUGCGAGACCGACCCCACCGAAGCGGCCCAAGAUUUCGCUCGAUCUCGAUGAUUUGGAUAGUGAUGAUGAUGAUGACAGCGGUAGCAGUGGUGACGAAGAGUGA